AUGCCAUCACCACCCUGUCGCCUGAAUCCCUACACCCGACCACUUCUCCAACUAGCCGUCAUCGCUCUCACAACCAGUCCGACACUGGCAAAUCCGCUCAUCCCCAAAGAACUCGGCAUUGGUGGUUUGACCUUCAAUUCGCUGUUCGGCAGAGGCAAUUGCGAGAACCCUUGUGGUUGGUCUGGUGCUCUAUGCUGCGCUGAAGGAGCGGCUUGCUAUACCGAUUCGAGCAACCAAGCACAAUGUGCAUCCACAACGGCGGCUGCUGUGGGCAGUGAGACAACUGGCUACUGGAAAUACUGGACGAGCACUUGGGUUGAGACACAAACAGAAACCGACAUCAUCACCAAAUACAGUACUGGAAGUUCCUGGUGCGGCGACGCAUCCACUACUGCUGUCGUUGGCGGAGGUGGUGGUGUAGCAACUUCUGUUUGGGUAGCUCCUUCCACUGCUGCUGCAUCGCCAACUGCUGCUUCGAUUAGCUGCAACUGGGACAAGGGCGAGUCUUCUUGUGGCAACAUAUGUUGUGCAAGCGACCAAUACUGCCUAACGUCCGGUCAAUGUGCAGCUGCCGCAGGUGCAAGCACAUCCAAACUCAGCUCAGGCAGCUCAACCGGUAUUUCUCCCGCAAUCCUGCCAACAAGUAGCACCUUGGUAAUCGUUACAGCAACCUCUUCUCCCACCACAACUGUUCCUUUCCUCGCUCCCGUCGCCACUGGUGCAAACAUCACCCUCACAGGUGCAGAGUCCAGCAACUCGCAUGGCCUUUCUGGUGGCGCCAUCGCUGGUAUUGUGAUUGGUGUUAUCGCCGGCCUCAUCCUGCUUUCACUUCUCUGCCUCUUCUGCUGUGCAAGGACGAUCUGGGUCGCCAUCUUCGGUGGUCGCAAGAGAAGACGUACCGAGCGCACAGAGGUCAUCGAAUCCCACCAUCACAGAGCCUACAGCGGUGCUGGAGGAGCAUAUGCUGCUAGCCGGCCUGACGACAGAAGAUGGUAUGGCUCCGAAGCACCUCGCAGAGAAAAGGAACGCAGCAAGUUCACCGAAAUGCUGGGCAUCGGUGCUGGUCUAGCUGCUCUGGCAGGCGUCUUGGGUUUGAAGAGGAGGAAUGAUCGUCGCAGAGAUGAGAAGAGUGAGUAUAGCAGUGCUUAUACGGAUGCUACGUAUAGUGAUUACUACACAAGCGAGAGCAGUGCUAGCUCUGAUGAUAGAAGGACCAGACACACGAGGCGCUCGUCACGUCACAGAUGA
Messenger RNA from Aureobasidium musti, 1248 nucleotides. NCBI's taxonomy places the organism in Eukaryota, Fungi, Ascomycota, Dothideomycetes, Dothideales, Saccotheciaceae. The record is from the annotation of a GenBank genome assembly.